AUGGCAAAUCGUAUCGAUUUAUUCGUGCAAACUUUUAAACUGGCAGAGCUUGCCACCCGCAUACUAUUGGUCUAUGCAUGUGGCCAACUGCAAGAAGAAUCUAUGCUGUAUCAUUUUGAGGCAGAUGAAUAUGUUCAGGAAGGCAACGAGUGGUGCAUGUGGUUCGUACCAAAGAACGCGAGGGCAAUAAGGGACAUAAAGGUGUACAAAAAUGACAGUCUAAAACUUGAUUGCGCGUACUCUCCAGAAGCGCCACCGUGGAUUGAACUGUCUUUCAAGUGUUCAAAAGGAUGUGUGUCAAUCUUCUGCGCUCCCAGUGACCCAUACGGACUGCGAAUAGACGGUCAUAUUUGGCACGUUUACGUGCGUAACGCUAGUUCCAAUCUACAAGGAACUUAUACGCUUCAAGUGGAUUUUCAUGGAAAUCACCGUGACGUCCAUGAAGGCAGGCUUGAGGUCACCAAACCACCCAAAAUCAGACCAGGAGACAUAAACUGUAGCGAUCCACACUUUAAAGAUGCUCUACGCAGUCCCUCGGCAGAAAUACUAGAGGAGAAACACUUUCGAAAAACGAUUAAUAAAGAUCCGUUGACGGAAGGAGAACGGAUGCACGGCGAAAUAAUUCUGAGUCUUGGCGUACCAAAAGGAAAAGCUGAAGUCUAUAUUGUGAAACUACUCCGAAAUGGUAAUGAAUCGGAGCUUUUGACAUGUGACUCCAAUAUUGCGGAUUUGAACGAAGCUUUGGGUUUUCCUAAUCCAGCGAAACUGACCUUCGAUUGCCUACUCACCGUGGAACACGUGGGCUUGCUUAUCGUUGCAGCAAAUGUGCUUAGGAACGACCCAAAAAAACCCUUCACAACUGACAGUGCCCUACAAGCGGUCAAAACUGCCGCUCUCAAUUCGGUUACUCUUUGGCUGACUAAAACAAAACCCGAAAUUCCAGAAUUUGAGGGCAUUUAUGGCUUCGCUCGUCGUUUGGUCCAGCUUUUUGUGGGUUGGCCAGCAGUUGUUCCGUUAGGGUCUACUGCUAGAUUUAUCUGCUCCUUUCCAGAUGGAAAGGUGAUUAAUGCCAAAUGUUGGCGGGAUAAACAUGUGAAUGAACUCGGUAGGAGUACUAGAAUACCGAGCCCGAAAAAUCACGGAACCUAUUUUGAAGCGACGCUUGAGAAUGCUCAAUACAAUGAUAGCGGAGUGUAUACGUGUAGUGCCUCUAGAUGUGACCUAGAAAAAGGAUGCAUAACACGUCCCAUCUGCAGAGACAGACGCCUGUAUAUCUCUAAGCCGACAGUUACGUUCAAGACGUAUAUAGGAAGAGACUAUUCUUCGACUUUUUAUAUGUUUAACAAGUCUUACGGCGCAAGAAAUUAUGCUGAUGCACCAGAGAAGGUUUAUACUAAAGAAACACUUAUUUUGCUUUGCUCUGUACCUGAAGAGGAGAUCGGUAAAGGGGGAAAAAUAACAUUGAAGUAUACUCAUUAUGAUCCAGUCACAAACAUUCCCACUGAACUGGAAGUUAUACCGAACCGCCAAGAAACUCAGUCGCGCCAAGAGCGGUGGCAUUCUUGGGGGUCUCAGGAUUACAUUUGGGUUUCCUAUGUUAAUCAUUAUUAUUUGUUGGGCAAAACACCGAUGCCUAUGUAUGCGGGCCUACACAUAGCUGAAUGUCAGAUGACAUACUCACCGUCAAAAGAAGAACUGCCCGACUGGAUGAGAGAUCCCAACGAUAAAAAUGGAAAUCGCCUGCUGCGUAUACUUGGUUCAAAAUCCGCUCACAUAGAGUUUUAUCAAGGCGCCACUGGGGAGUUGCAGUUUGAGAGUAAAACUCCAUACUUUGAGGAACACCCCGUACCGCUGGGGACGAGUGUCAGGUGCAAGGGUGGGACAGGUUUUCCUCUUCUCAAGCACUCCUGGAGUCUCAUCAAUCCACUACAAAACGAAAGCUACAAAAAGUAUGCAAGCUCUUUGCCACUUCCGUAUUGGAAAACCGAGCGGGUCUUUAGGGAUAUUGACAAUUUUCAACCACCGAACAUGAUAAAUGGUGACACCGUGACAAUUCCCUAUAACUCCACUCUGCGCGGCGUCAGUUUUUUGUUUCUUUGUGAGGGCACAAAUACGGACUUCCACGGCAAAGCAUACACCAUACCUCGUCGUUUGCAUCUGACGGUCUGUAUAUGCACAGAUGAGAGAAUGAAAAAAAUUGAUAUUUCAAUGAUUGUUUCCCCUCAGCUGUUACCAUCAGUGAAAAUGGAAGGCCACUCGGGUGAGAUGGAGAGGAUUGACUUCUAUGGAAGGCGUUACCUUACGUUGCUGAGACAAAUUAUUUUAGGCUUGCCACAGAGUUCUGAGUUGGCGCGUAUCAGCAUCGUACCCACUACUAUUCUUGGUGACCUCAAAAGGCACCCACUCUAUCGAAAAGCACUAGACUUUAGGCACAACUUGACAAGACAUCAGCUUGUGGAGGGCUUGAUAUCCGAGAAUAUUCGUCCUGCUUCCUUAUUUAUCUCCGAGAAUUCAUGCCCUUACAAGUAUCGAGUACGCAUGGAUGAGGCUAUUCAGGCAAUUCCUGAAACCUUCUCAACCGCUAGGUCGAGAGGAAUGCGCAAACGACCGCACAUUAUUCUUUAUCCCAUGGAUCCAUGGAACCAAAUCGACUCACCCUCUAUUGCUGAAAAGAUUUUGCACAAGCUCCAGGGGGAGGGUUCGGAGUUGGUGAAGGUUUAUUUUCUUAACAAAUCCCAUGCCGUAUGGGAGGACAACACGCAUGGAUUUUCUUCCAGCCACACUGUUGAUUUAAUGCCGCAGGCUAAGUACGGUAGCAAAAAAUGUGAAGAUGCAAUGUCUGAUAAUGACGAGGCAGGAUUUAUAGAUCGUCUCGCCAUGUUUAACAAAAUAUGCGAACUAGCUGUGUCGGCCAAAAUUAAGGAUGCAAGGACGCCUGGCUUCCUUUACUUUUCCUUACCUUAUCGAAUGCAACUACUAUCAGCGAAAAUAACCAUCUCCUGUAUGUCUCGGCUGGAUCCCUUUGGGGCUUACAAACGACAGAUGCGCUUAUGUUUGGCCAACUAUGACGCAGUACGGACUUAUAAAGUCGGAAAGUCCUCGGUGGAGGACCUUGACAAGACGUGUGUCAAACACCUACUCACUACUGACUUUAGCAAACCAGAAGACAGGUGUAUAGCUCUUCACUAUGAAAUGGUGCUCGAGGAUUCUCACAAUGGUCUCUUUGCUGUUUGCUAUCGCCGGACGCAAGAUAUGGCAAAGGAACUUGCAACCUUCGCAUUCCGUCCUAUUCGUCUCACAAGCAUUCCACUCACAGAUCCUGUCCUCGUGGUCGUACACUGGCCUAUGAAAAGCGUCGAACGUCAACUGACUGCCUUCACGUUGGGUCAGAUCAAUCAAAAAGGCAGCGUCCGUUUGAUUUGGCGAGAGAUUCCCCCUAACGCGGAUGAAGCGGACAUUUAUUGCCUCAUCAGUCGACCUGGGAUUAAUGCAACAAAUUUCACAGCUCUGCCAAAUAUCACAGCCACCAUAAAGGUCAGUAAAAGCGAACGACGGCGCUUUCUUGGCGGUUGUCCACGAGAACCAGUGAUUAAGACACUAUUCAGCCAACCUCACUCCAACGAGGCCGCCUCACCUAAACUUGGCAACCAAAUGUAUCUCAGCUGCGAGGCCGACACAGGAGUGGAAAAUGCUCCCAUACAGAUGGCUUAUGCUGACAAAGAGACACGCUUUGUCAUCUGUAAUCACCCCACCCAGCGCGACCUAACAGGCGUGGUUAAAGACCAGCUUGAAAUCAAUUUAGACUGCUGGUUUGCUGACUGGAACAAAGGAGGCUGUUUUCAGCAGCCAAAUGCAAUGUAUUCCAAGCCUGAACUUGUCAACUUCACAGCCUGUAAAAUAAAAAGGCAGCCCAAAUAUUACAGUUCCAUACGAACCAUAGAAUUGGAAAUUCCUCUACUCAGGAUAGAGCACUUUGGCGGAUUUGUCUUCUGUGAAACUGUGCCUCGGAGGUUUGUCGGGAAAAAGAUUCCAGCAAAGAGAUUAUUGAGUAAGUACCUGGAGAACUACUUUGAAGUAGAGCCCCAAAUAUUGAGUAUGGAAGUCUCCCUGUUGGAUUGGAAUUGCUUGGUUAUUGCCAAUCCACCAGCAUCUGAGACCAGUUUAGAGACCAUUGAAGCAUAUCCACAGAGCCUGCGAAGGGCACUUGCGGAGCCGCACUUAAGGACUUCUUACAAUAACAAGUCCUUAAUGUGGCAAAUGUCCAAAGAGGCGGCUAACUUCUUUCCCACUGACUAUUUAAAAUCAGUAAAUGACGCAAACAGCAGCAUGCUCUCCAUCGUAAGUCUCUAUCGACCUCCGCCUAACCCUGAACGUACGACUGAAGGUGGGCUGGCAACUGUGGAGUGUUCCGUGACGCAAAAGGACGGGGAAAAUUCUCGAACUGCUUCCAGACGUAUUCAUAUUACUUACCCCCGUAGCUCAAAAAUGUCACGACUCCCCUCCGGCACGACGCUCAUUCCGUCCUCUGGAGUGGUUGAACAGGGAUCAUCCUGGGGAAUUCGAUGCACCCUGCCAUCCAACUUUCGCAUUACUGCGCUGUAUGCAUAUCUGCUGUAUAAAGCUGAUUUGGAAGGAUGGGGAUUCGUCGGUGUUCCAUUGGUCCGUAUCAAAGUGCAGACUGACGUUGAAUUGGGGAAACGAGUUCGCGUUGAGUCCUUUCGCCCAGUUGGCCUGUGGAUGAAGAAACCUCUAGACGACCUUACUGUCACUCUCUUAUCAUCGGGUGGCAAAAAUAUCAUCGAAAUAAUGAUAAAGAAGGCCAAAGUAAGUUUCAGCUUUUGUUUUCUGCUAGCAUGGUCCGUUACGCUUUUUAUUCCUUUUUUUCUCGGCCUGUCACUUGAAAUUUGUCUGUUUUGCCGUGCCUAUCAGCUAAUUUCAUGCGGAACACAUCCAAAUGUUUACAUUAUUAGCGUCAACGUAUGA
Messenger RNA from Dibothriocephalus latus, 4983 nucleotides. The record is from the annotation of a GenBank genome assembly. Lineage: Eukaryota; Metazoa; Platyhelminthes; Cestoda; Diphyllobothriidea; Diphyllobothriidae.